AUGACAGCCAACGAUUCAGGACAUAUUAAUAAUCUUAAUGAAAAUCAAAAAGAAAAUUUAAAAGAAUUUUGGAAAAUUCUUCUUGAAUACAUCGAAAAUGAGGAUGAUCAGUUGAAAAAGAUAUUAUUUCUUUUAUUUGGAUUAGAUAAUCCAGAUGUAAUUUUAUUAAGAUUUCUUCGGGCAAGAAAAUGGGAUAUUCAUGCAGCUCUCGAACAAUUUAUUCAAACAAUACAAUGGAGAAUUGAAGUUAAUAUUGAAGAUAUUCUUCUUUAUGGAGAAAAUCAUAUUGAAUUCGAAGAAAUUUUGAGUGGAAAGACUUUUUUCAUUUGUUCAGACAAAUUUGGUCGACCAAUUAAUUAUGUUUCUGUUAAAGAUCAUAUCAAAGGACAAUUUCCAUCAGAAUCAACCGAAAAAUUAACAAUUCUUUCAAUGGAAACAGGAAGAAAAUUAUUAAAAUAUCCAAAUGAAUCUGUUACUGUAAUUUUCGAUAUGGAUGGAUUUGCAAUGAAAAAUAUGGAUUAUCAUCAUGUCAAAUUUCUCAUCAAUUUACUUCAAAAUUAUUAUCCCGAAUCUCUUGGUCUUGGACUUGUUCUUAAUGCACCUUGGAUAUUUAAUAGUUGUUGGUAUUUAAUUAAAUCUUGGUUAGAUCCUGUUGUUCAACAAAAAAUUCAUUUCAUUAAAAAUCUUCAAGAUUUAAAUCAAUUUAUUGAUCGAAAUUCUUUACCAAAACGAUUAAAUGGAGAUUUACCAGAAUUUCAAUAUAUUCCACCAAAUGAACAAGAAAAACAAAUGUUAGCGAUAAUUCAUCAAGAUUCUUGUGGUAAAUUGAAAGCAAAAGAAGAUCAUUAUCAAUCAGGAUUAAAAUAUCUUGAAAUAACUUCAAAAUGGAUUGAAAAUAAAUCAAAUGAUAAUGAAAGAAAACAAAGUGAAGAAGAAUUACGAUCUUCAUAUGAAAAACUUCUUCCAUAUAUUUCAUCGUUAACUCAUUAUCAUCGAAAUGGUUAUAUUAAUGAGCCGAUCUAUAAUCAAACUUAUGAAUUUAUUCAAAAAACAAAUCAAGAGAAAACAACUUUUUUUUAG
This is a messenger RNA of Adineta ricciae, 1080 nucleotides long. Lineage: Eukaryota; Metazoa; Rotifera; Eurotatoria; Adinetida; Adinetidae. The record is from the annotation of a GenBank genome assembly.